UCAAACAACCCCUAUUCCCACCCAAACACAUCUUUCUUUCUCUUUCUCUUUCUCUCCAGUCAAACCAUCCUUCCUCUCUUCUAUCCUUUUUCUUUCUCACCAAAAUUAUUUACUCAAAAUGGACUGCAUGGAUGAGAGUACCACAACUGAAUCACUCUCAUCUGAGGACAAGCUCCUUCUGCUUUCCUCCACCAAUCUUUCUCCUCCGCCGCCCUCCACCACCUUGUGUCGCGUCGGCAGCGCCGCCAGCGCAAUCCUAGAUCCUGAGGGCGCCGCCGCCGGAAACACUGAGGCCGAGUCCAGGAAGCUUCCCUCCUCAAAGUACAAAGGCGUCGUCCCGCAGCCCAACGGCCGCUGGGGCGCCCAGAUUUACGAGAAGCACCAGCGCGUCUGGCUGGGAACCUUCAACGAGGAAGACGAGGCGGCCAGGGCAUACGACAUCGCCGCGCAGCGCUUCCGCGGCAAGGACGCGGUCACCAACUUCAAGCCGGUAUCCGCCGGCGCCGGAGAGGGCGACGACGAGGACGGCGAGGCCGAGUUUCUCAACUCGCAUUCCAAGUCGGAAAUCGUCGACAUGCUCAGGAAACACACGUACAAUGACGAGCUUGAGCAGAGCAAGCGCAGCCGCGGAGUCGUACGGCGGCGCGGCGGAGCCGCCGCAGCCGGAACCGGUAAUUCGAUCUCUGGCGCGUGUUUUGUAAAGGCGCGGGAGCAGCUGUUCGAGAAGGCGGUUACGCCGAGCGACGUGGGGAAGCUGAAUCGGUUGGUGAUCCCGAAGCAACACGCGGAGAAGCACUUCCCGUUGCAAAGCGUUAACGGCGUUAGCGCGACGGCGGCGAAAGGCGUUUUGUUGAACUUCGAAGACGUUGCGGGGAAAGUGUGGCGAUUCCGCUACUCGUAUUGGAAUAGUAGCCAGAGCUACGUUUUGACCAAAGGUUGGAGCCGGUUCGUUAAAGAAAAGAAUCUGAAAGCCGGUGACACGGUUUGCUUUCACCGGUCCACUGGACCGGACAAACAGCUCUAUAUCGAUUGGAAGGCGCGGAAUAAUAAUGUUAACGAGGUUGGGUUGUUCGGUCCAGUCGGGCCGGUUGUUGAACCGAUUCAGAUGGUUCGGCUCUUCGGCGUUAACAUUUUGAAACUACCCGGUUCGGAGCCUAAUGGUAACAAUAAUGCAAGCGGAACUAUUCCCGGGUUCUGCAAUGGCAAAAGAAGAGAAAUGGAGCUGUUUUCGUUGGAGUGUAGCAAGAAGCCUAAGAUUAUUGGUGCUUUGUAACAUUACGUUAGAAACUUCGUUUUUGUUUUGUUUUUGUUUUUUUUUUCUUUUUGUGACUGAUGAAAGGAAGAAGGUACAAGAACGGCGGUGCAGAGGCAAGUUGCAAAAGGUGGAUUGUAUAUUACUUAAUUAGACGCAGAAAUUAGGUGUAAUGUGACCAAACUGUACAAGGGAAAAAAAAAAAAAGGAGAAGUAAAAAAAGAAGAAAAGAUAACUGUUUAAUUGUACAUGUUGCAUCGUUUGAAUGAUGAUUAUGUUGAUGGCA
Molecule: messenger RNA, 1538 nt
Organism: Vigna radiata var. radiata (mung bean)
Lineage: Eukaryota; Viridiplantae; Streptophyta; Magnoliopsida; Fabales; Fabaceae
Product: AP2/ERF and B3 domain-containing transcription factor RAV1
Exons: 1
Coding region: 119-1273 (384 amino acids)
Biological process (GO): regulation of DNA-templated transcription
Molecular function (GO): DNA-binding transcription factor activity; DNA binding
Source: RefSeq, a predicted model, not a curated record